AUGUCCAACCAACGAUCGAUUCCCGAUCCACCUCCCGGAUACCAUCUCCGGGAUUACCUACACUACGGGAAAGUGAGAAUGCUGCUCCACAACGACGAGCUCGACGGACCGCCACUUGGCGAUUAUGUUAUGCCUCAGCAACUCGCCCCCAUGAGGCGAUUCGUGGAAGGCAAUUUCCUCCCCGUCACCGACCGAGAGGGACAACGGCGCGAGCAGCGCUGUGCCGAGCUUUGCGACAAGUUUCUUGCCUCUGCCACGGUGGACAACGAGACCAACGCAGAGAAUAGUGGCAUGGGUACUAAGGGAAGAGCGGCCGCUGCUAAAGCUGGCGCUGCGCAGAACCAGAACCAGAACCACGCUAGCAACCCCCAAAACUACCCCGAACACAACAACAACAACAACCUCCCAACAACCCUCCACAUCCCCACCGCCGAAUUCUACGAAUUCACCAACCUCCUCCACGAGCUCGCCACGCCCCCUCCCCGACCACCGUCCCCACCUAAACCCUUUACCACCGUAUCAAACCUCUCAGCCCGCGAGACCCUCGUCACAAAACGCACCACCGCGCUCGACGAGCGAGAGGCAGACCUGCACCAUCGCGAAAGAAUCAUCAGGUUCUGGGAAUCCGAGAAGCGCAAACGAGAUGCAUGGUUCAAGCAACGGGAGUCGGACAUGCAGAAGCGGGAGGAGAAGAUGAAGAAAAUGGAGGAAGAGUGCAAGAAACGGGAGGCGACGGCUGCGUUACUUUAUAAUGAUGAAGCGAUGGCGAGGCAUUUGGAGGGGGUGUGGAGGAUGGGAUAUCGGAAGGCGAGGGAGGAGAUGGGGUUGCCGGGUGGGGAUGGUGCUUCGGCUGGGGGGGAUGGUAAUAUUGGUGCUGGGGGUGGAUGA
Dichotomopilus funicola is the source of this 888-nucleotide messenger RNA. RefSeq lists its product as uncharacterized. NCBI's taxonomy places the organism in Eukaryota, Fungi, Ascomycota, Sordariomycetes, Sordariales, Chaetomiaceae. Bases 1 to 888 code for a protein of 295 amino acids. The record is from RefSeq and is a predicted model, not a curated record. The transcript has a single exon.